AUGAGUUGCAAUAGUGCUGUUUUGCCACCUGCUAAUGGUAAAAAGUUAUGGAGAGUCAAGAGAUCGGUGUCGUCUUCAUCCAAUUCAUCAAGCUCAACUCAAUCACAAACUUCAGUUGAAUGUCUCAACAACUCGUUAAAAAUUGCUGCUGCUGCUUCAAAGUUUUCUAUAAGGAGGCCACCAUUGAGAAGACCAAAGAACAAGCCAGGUAAGCCAAAGGAUUUUGUGUUUGUUGACUUGUCCCCAGUUAAAAACGAUGAAGAAGCUCAAGAACAAGGUAACACGUUGGAAAAUGAAGUCAUUGGUGGUGCUAAAUUUACUCCUUCUACAACUACCCUUACACCACCAACCCCAUUCAAUGAACAAUUGCCAUCACCAACAGUAUCCAUUGAAGAAUCAAUAUUUGAAUUGCCAGCUUUGAAUGAACUUGAUGAAUAUGAUGCUUCACAUACUAGUAUUGGGUCUGCUGAAGCCACUCCAACUGAAGAGAUGGGUUUGGGAAUUAUGAACUUGGAUGUUGACUGGAACCAACCUCAACCAAUUCAACAACAACAGCCACAACAACCACAGCAGCAAAUGGCACCAGUUCCACAAAUGUCACAAGAAUUCAUCUCCCAACAAUUGUUUGGUUACCAACAAGCUAUGUUACAACAACAUCUCCAAAUUCAACAAUUACAACAACAAUUGUUUGAGCAACAACAAAGAGCCAUUGAAUCACAAAUCAUCUCAGCUACUUCAACUCCAGCUAUAUCACAACAACCACAAUUUCAACUACAAUCGCCCUUAAAAGAACCAUCAGUCAAACCAGAACAACAACAACAACAACAACAACAACAAGCUCCAUCCUUAUCAGUCAAGAAGUCGAGGAAAACUGCCGGUCAGUUCCAAUUCAAGACAUACCAACCAAAACACCAAAGAUCACAAUCUGAAGCAUGUAUCAAAAAACCAGUUAGAAAGCCACACUACAGAUCCUACAGUGUACCAUUCACACCAGUCCAACAACAACAACCACAAAUGCAACAACAGCAACAACAAUACAAUGCCAUGCCUAUGCAAUCGGCUGAUUCUUCAUGCUCAGAUGUAAGUUUGGAUGACUUUAUGAUGCUCAAUGAACAAAUCUCAAUGAACUUGAACUUGAAUCAACUGAAUUCAUUUACUCCGGUAUCUGAAUACUCGGAAGAGAGUAAUGAAUUCGGAUGUGCUGGUAAACCAAAUGGAGUUUCUAAUGCAUGUGGAUUUGAAGAGUUAUUUCUACAAACUUAUUCAAAUAUCAAUGUCAAAGAAGGUGAAUUUGAAUUGGGUUCUUUUGUGAUAUAA
This is a messenger RNA of Lodderomyces orthopsilosis Co 90-125, 1317 nucleotides long. RefSeq names its product Aga1p (gene AGA1). The record is from RefSeq and is a predicted model, not a curated record. NCBI's taxonomy places the organism in Eukaryota, Fungi, Ascomycota, Pichiomycetes, Serinales, Debaryomycetaceae. Bases 1 to 1317 code for a protein of 438 amino acids. The transcript has a single exon.